UUUUUUUUUCCCCUUUCUUUCUUUUUAAAUUUUAUCCCCAGGCGGCCCCGGUGUGGAGGGUCCCUUCCUCCGCCUCAGGGGCGCCGGUGCCCGGCGCGGAGCGUAUGGGGCGGCGUUUCGGGAGGUUUUCGCUUGCUCCUGGCUCCCCCGCCGGAUGCUGCCUGGGCUGUUUUGGCUGCUUUUCUUCGCCGACGAUGAAGGCUCUGCCGUGAAGAUGGAGAUGAUCUGGGUUUUGUUCUUGUCUCUGGUACCGGUGUACAGCAGGGGACAAGGGGUUUACGCUCCUGCUCAGGCCCAAAUCAUCCAUGCUGGGCAGGCGUGCGUGGUGAAGGAAGACAACAUCAGUGAACGAGUUUACACAAUUCGAGAGGGGGACACGCUGGUCCUGCAGUGUCUGGUCACAGGACACCCCCGGCCACAGGUGAGAUGGACCAAAACCGCUGGCAGCGCGUCGGACAAAUUCCAAGAGACGUCAGUGCUUAACGAGACCCUUCGGAUUGAGAAGAUCCAAAGGCUGCAGGGGGGCCGCUAUUACUGUAAAGCAGAAAAUGGGGUUGGGGUUCCUGCCAUCAAGUCCAUUCGAGUAGAUGUGCAGUAUCUAGAUGAACCUGUUCUCACCGUUCACCAGACCAUCAGUGAUGUACGUGGCAGCUUCUACCAGGAGAAGACUGUCUUCCUCCGCUGCACUGUCAACUCCAACCCACCAGCUCGCUUCAUCUGGAAACGGGGAGCUGAGACGCUUUCCCACAGUCAGGACAAUGGUGUAGACAUCUAUGAACCCCUCUACACACAGGGUGAAACUAAAGUCCUGAAGCUGAAGAACCUGCGACCCCAGGAUUAUGCCAGCUACACAUGCCAGGUGUCUGUCCGCAAUGUCUGCAGUAUCCCUGACAAAUCCAUCACCUUCCAGCUCACAAACACCACAGCCCCACCUGCUCUGAAGCUGUCUGUCAAUGAGACACUGGUGGUCAACCCCGGUGACAACAUCACAAUGCAGUGCUCUCUGACGGGCGGUGACCCACAGCCAGAGGUGGUUUGGUCUCACUCUCCUGGCCCAAUGCCUCCCAACAGCAUUGUGCAAGGAGGAAACCUCACUAUCUGGAGGAUCCACGUUGAGGACUCAGGCUACUACAAUUGCACAGCUAUCAACAACGUGGGGAACCCAGCAAAGAAGACAGUGAACCUGCUGGUGCGGUCCAUGAAGAAUGCCACAUUCCAAAUCACCCCUGAUGUGAUCAAAGAGAGUGAGACUAUCCAGUUAGGGCAAGACUUGAAGCUCUCUUGCCACGUGGAUGCUGUCCCCCAGGAGAAGGUGGUCUAUUCUUGGUACAAGAACGGGAAACCAGCCAGGUUCUCAGACCGGUUGCUCAUCACCAGGAAUGACCCUGAGCUCCCACCUGUGACCUGCAGCUUGGAGAUUAUUGACCUGAGGUUCAGUGACUAUGGCACCUACCUGUGUGUGGCUACCUUCCAGGGAGCACCCAUUCCUGACCUCAGUGUAGAGGUGAACAUCUCCUCAGAGACUGUGCCACCAACCAUCAGUGUCCCUAAGGGUCAGUCCACGAUCACCGUCCGGGAGGGCUCCCGGGCUGAGCUGCAGUGCGAGGUUCGAGGGAAGCCCAAGCCACCCAUCAUCUGGUCCCGGGUAGAUAAGGAAACCCCCAUGCCUUCAGGGACAAUGACGAUGGAGACAUACGAUGGGAAGCUGCGCCUGGAGAGUGUGAGCCGGGAAAUGAGUGGGACCUAUAAAUGUCAGACAGCCAGGUACAAUGGCUUUAACAUCAGACCCCGGGAAGCCAUGGUGCAGCUCAACGUGCAGUUCCCCCCUGUGGUGGAGCCAGCCUUCCAGGACGUGCGCCAGGGCGUGGGGCGCAGCGUCGCCCUGCGCUGCACCAUGCUGAAGGGCAGCCCCAUGAAGGUGGCCACCUCCGUCUGGCGCUUCAACGGGACCCUUCUGGCGCAGCCCCUGGCAGAGCAGCAGGACUACUCGGAGCUGAAGGUGGACAGCGUCAGCCGGGAGACCAGCGGUAGCUAUGAGUGCAGCAUUUCCAAUGACGUGGGGGUCUCCACUUGCCUCUUCCAGGUGUCUGCAAAAGCUUACAGCCCAGAAUUUUACUAUGACACUCCCAACCCCACCUUGAGCCAGAAGCAAUCCAAGAAUUACUCUUACGUCUUGCAGUGGACACAGAAGGAACCCAAUGCUGUGGAUCCCAUCCUCAAGUAUCGCCUGGAAGUCCGGCAGCUGGCUCAGAGAAACACCAUCCAAACCUUCAUUCCUGUGCAGAAAAUGGAGAAAGGCCUAUUGUUGGAACACAUCUUGCCCAACCUGAAAGUGCCUCAGAGUUAUGAAGUUCGUCUGACGCCCAUCACCAGCUUUGGGGCUGGAGAUAUGGCUGCCCGCAUCAUCCGGUACAUGGAACCAAUCAACUAUCCUAACCCAACAGAUAACACUUGUCGCUUUGAGGACGAGAAGAUCUGCGGCUUCAUGCAGGACAAGAUGGACAACUUUGACUGGACCCGGCAGAAUGCCCUGACCCAGAACCCCAAACGCACAGUCAACACGGGGCCCCCCACGGACAUCAGUGGUACGCCGGAGGGUUAUUACAUGUUCAUCGAGGCGUCCCGGCCCCGGGUGACGGGAGACAAAGCCCGGCUCAUCAGUCCCCUCUACAACAUUACUGCCAAGUAUUACUGCGUCUCUUUCUACUACCACAUGUAUGGGAAGCACAUCGGCUCCUUGAACCUAUUAGUUCGCGUGAGGAACAAGCGCGCCAUCGACACCCAGGUCUGGUCGCUCAGUGGGAACCGGGGGAACAUGUGGCAGCAAGCACACGUGCCCAUCAACCCACCCGGGCCCUUCCAGAUCAUCUUUGAAGGUGUCCGGGGCACGAGCUACGAGGGGGACAUUGCCAUCGAUGAUGUCACUCUGAAAAAAGGGGACUGUCCAAGGAAGCCAAUUGGACCGAAUAAGGCGGUUGCUCUUCCAGGAAGCGGUGUCCCAGCCCUGCACAGCCCUUGUCUUUGUGGCCCAUUGACUUUCUUCCUUUACGUGCUGCUCAGAUGAUGGCAAGAGAGCGCUCCUGUCUUCGGACCGAGACAUUCCUGCUCCUUUCCUACUCAGCCACCUCUGCUCCUCUUCCUCCCCUCCUCACUGGCACACCAAAGUGUCCGUAUGUUACCAAAGACUGACAGGCAUGACCACGCAAAGGGAUCUGGUUCAGAACUGGAGCACUCCUUGAGAAAGUCAUAAUGUCUAGAACAAAAUUAAAAAAUAAAGACAAACAUUUUUUUAAAGCACGUGCACGAGAGAGAGAGUGAGAGAGAGAGAGUAAGGAAGGAAAGAAACAGAAACACUUGGAAAAGAAGGAACGAAAGACAAAAAAAUAGGAAUGAAGAAAUGUGGAGAGUGAAUGAAGGAGGAAAGCACCACCCUCAUGUUUCCUUAGGAAUGUCGGACAGGACUUCCUCAGGGAAGUGGAAACUUGUUUUAAACAAACAAACAAAAAUAUAUUAAAGCACAAAUUUCUACCAGAACAGUUACCUUCUUUACUGCAGAGCCCACAGCUUAGUGGAUGACACACCGCAGUACCCCCCUUGUCUCCCCACGCUUUCCCACUGGCUGGGGCUGCCCCGCUCCGGCUGCAGCUCCCUGCAGGAACGCCAGCCUCGAGUGUGGGGCAGCAGCCACGCCAUGUGCCGGUGGCUGGAGCACCUUCCCUUGCACCGCAUGUGCUUCAGUGUCUCCAUCCAUCCGCAUCUUCCAGGCUCUCAUGUAUUUAAUUGCCCCCUGUGUGGUUUGCUUUGGCCUUUCCCCACCACUCUGGGCUUCUCACCCGCCAGCCUGAAGAAGAUGGAAGAGGAAUGGACCCAUCACAUGGACCAUGCUGAGUGGUGGAGAAGUCCCGGCUGGAUCCGGCUACUGCAUUGGCCUCUGAGCAUCUCGUUCUCUCUCCCAGCACUCUUGCUGGGUAGAGAAACUAUGAGAGCAGGUCUGAGCUGCAAACAGAAAGGUGUCUCUGUGGGGCUGAGGGAUGGGGUGGGCUGGGGUGGGGAGGGAGGAACAGUUGGACAUUGGCUUCCCCCUGUGAAUGUUGGGAUGACUGUUGCCUCAGCCCUAAGUCCAGGAUUGCUUCUCUGCCUCUCUUCCAUUGCCUAUUUAUUUUGAUCUUUUGUUCCAUUGCUUAACUUUCUCCACUUCAAGCUUUUUGGAUUAUGUAAAGAGUCAAGCAUUUAAACCUUCUUGAGCCAGACAGGAGGUCCUGUGCCCAUGACCCAGCCCCUGGACCAGCAGUUCAGGCAACUCCAAUACUUCCCUCUCACCUUCUGAAGCCUUUUAGCAUGCACAGGGGAUUAGCUGCAGGGUGGGCCAAGUGUGGAAAUAGGCAUCACUGCUCAGGGGAGAGGUGCCUGAAUUUUGUCAGCAUGUGCAGCCUUGAAGGCACUCGGCUGCCACUGCCAAAGCAGUGGGCAGAGGAGCUGAAAGGUGGAACAAGCAGGAAAAUGUCCCAAGAAGGAUGGAGGCAGGAAGCGUGACUCAAAAGAGGGGCUUGUCCUGAGCUGUGGCCCUGUUUGCCACUGAGGAAGAGGGGAACAGGAAUGGGGGAAAUUCACUUUUUCCCUGCUGGCAUCAAGAAAGGGUAAAGUUGGUGUGUGUCUCCACUGCAGACCUGCAGCAGGUCUGGCCUGACCCUCUCAGGGUGGAGGCACGUGCUGCUCCAGAUGAACCCCCAGGAGAAGCGUCCACCCUGCACCGGCCAAGUGGGAUCUGUGGUAGCCUUGUUGCAACUAGAAGAAGCUCUGAGCAUGACUUACCGCCCUGCACAGUGCAGAGUUAGCCCCACAGGACUGUGAACUGGGGUUUACUAGCCCAUGCUUUGGCAGUUCAGUUCAGUGGGACUCUUCCCCCUAAGGGACACCCCAUCCAAACUCCAAAUCUGGGGCACCACAGGUACACGCUGAGCUAGCUUUCUCACCGGAGCCCCUGGUACCCAUGGCUCCUUACUCACUUCUAAUGAAUAUAUCAGCUUCUCUGAGACAAUUGUGCUUGUCUAAAAUCACCUGAAUAUAUUAGCUGCCUCCUGUAUUGCUCAGCUCCCAGCAGCAGCUGGUGCCUCAUUUCCUCUGCUGAUGGAGGGGGAAAGCUCUUAACUCCCAAGAGAUCCAGUUUGAAGUCUUGAAACCCCUCACUAUGUCGUGGAAGGGCAUUUAUCUGCACUAAUGCUCCCCAGCCACUAUCAGAGAGAGAAAGGACACCAGCUCUGAGGGACAAAGUGACCUCCUUCACAGGAGGGAUCGCAAGACAGUGAGGAGAUGAUACAGUUCUCCUCUGCUCCUGUUGCUUUUCUCCACUUCCAAGAAUGAGGUCUGUGUCUUUUCUGUCUCCACUCCUCCCUCCAGAGCCCAGACCUCAAUCAAACUGCCUAUUUGACCGAGAGACCUGUGAUUGUCUCCCAGGUCCAGGCAGUGUUGUGGGAUGCUGUGGAUGCCAACAGCAAUUCUGCUUCUUGCUGUCUGUUGCCAUUUUCAUGGGCAGCCAGCGCCACCAUCAUCUUUUAGCUGAAUUAUUUCAGUCAUAUGCUCUUCCUUUCCUCCAUGUUUGUUGGCGGCCAGAAGUCACCACCCCAUUCCUGAUAAGAGUCCACUUCUAGGAGAGCGAUGGUGCUUUCUAGGGGCCUUUGGGUGCUUCACGAUGGCUCCUGAUCUGUCAGUGGCAAACAUUUGUGUUGCGUUGCUGGUUCCAGGAGGCUUCUGCUGGGCAGAAGAUGGAGACAGGAGCGUUUCCCCAUUGGUAAGAUAUACCCCAGGACAACCAUCUCACCUUCUAGGUUCUGAGGCAGAGACCCUUGUGGCCUUGCUUCUACUGGCUGCUUAGCCGGGGUUGCACGAGCAUGUUUUGCCGAUGUUUAGUGGGCAGCUGAGGUGCUGUGGGGCUGGGGAGGUGCAGCCUGAAGAUUCAGGAUCACAGGCAAAGCGUUAUCUGUGAGGCAAGUGUCAUCAAAGGGGCACCACAUUUUUAGAAAGGGACACCUGCAGGGAAGGUGUCCAUGCCCUGCUGCCAGCUCCUGCGAGGAAGGAUGUAAGUGCCUCACCAAGCCGACCCACAGCGCAGGCAGUGGGUACAGGGCAGAGCACCCAGAUCGUCCCAAUUGGAGGUGAAGCCUUCUCCUUCUGUCAGGCGUGGGCCCACCAGCUUCAGUAAAAGUCUCAGGGAGCCCCUUCCCACUUAGACCUCUGCUCCUUUAUCUCUGGUCGGAAAGCAGCUGGUGCUGAGUUUGGGGGAAAGUCAUUAACCCAAGUGCCUCAGCUUGUCAGAAGUACUGAGGACUUCAUUUCCCUGGCAGAUGCGCCGAGAGAGUGUAGCAGAGGAAAGAGGCACUUCGGCAGCAAGAAUGAGAAGCUGUGCAAUGAUAGGGGUGAGGGGGAGGCAGUGUUUCUCCUCUCUGAGGGUGGUAGUAUCUGUGGUUUACCACCCCGUACUCGAGGGGGCAAUCCUUGCAGUGGUGAUGCAUCCCAGGUGAGGUAUAAAGCCAUGCUCCUUACCCCCUGCAAUUAAAGAUCCCCUCACACUUUUCACAGUGUUCUGGCUAAAUUACAGUCCUUAAACUUAAUUACAGACUGCCUUCUUAAAUAUCUAUUGCAGCCCCAACAUUAUGUUUCUCGAUGUUUUAUGUUGCUCUGUGCCUAUCGAGUAUCUGCUUUAUUCCACUCCAGAAGUGGCUGCAUUUCAGUGAUGGUGGAGAUUAUUCCUGUACAUAGUAUGAAAGUCCCUGCAGAAGAAAAGUGCAAUAUAAAUUUAAGAGACUGCUUUUAUUUACAAGGAGACCUCUGCUUGGUAGUUGUAGAAAUACAUUAGGAAGAAUGCUGUGUGGGUGUUAGCCGAUAUAUACUCAACAACUUCUUUUUUUUCCAGGGUAUAAAACAGAAAAUAUGUGAGUGUGCAGGCUCCUGGGUAUAAGUUGUAGAUAUUAGAAGUAGUGAAUGCUACUGUGUAGUUACAAGUGGGGCUUACAAAGAAACUUUCAUUUGAAACCUCUUUUUGUAGUUGUUCGUUGUACUCUGAAAAAUAUACUUUUUUAUUAUAAUUUUUCACAGUUCAGUGCAAGUCCCAAUGACAGGUCAUCAACAGGACUUUAAUCCAUGGUUUUUAACAAUAUGAACAUCAAUUCCUACUGCUUACUCUGAAAAGCAACUCCUGGCUGGUAAUGGUAAUAGACUAUUUUUCUUCCACAUAGAUCAGCCACUGGAAAGCAAUGGAGCUAAUAUGUUUCAUUUGAUGUGGAGUUAAGUAAUUUGGAACGCUUGAGCACAACUUUUCCCAGCCGUAUGGGAGUAAAAAACCCGUUUCAUCUAUAUGAAAAACUUUGCAUAGUGAACAAAUGGCUCGGAAACUCCUAAAGUGAAGUGUUGUGAUUGGCAUGCAUGCAGAGCUACCCCAGCAGAGCUGCAUGGCAUGCUGCCUGAAGAGCAGCUGUAACAGCAGUGAUAUGGAGCCCUUCUUCUGGGAAGUAAUUUUCUUCUGGAAGGAAAUAGGGUGGCAAUCAGGGAAAAAAUAGGGGAGGUUCAGAUGUUUAGGCUGGUAAAUUUCUUGCAAAAAUAAUUUAUGGAUGUAUGAAUGAGCGUAGUAAACAUGAUACAAAUUGUAUUUUAUUCCCUAUUGCUAUUCAAAGUAUGGAAAUUUAAUUUCUUUCUAUAUGAAAUCCUACGGGUGCAAUACUCCAGAGCAACGUGAAAAUGCUUUAGUACCAAAGGGAGAACAGUGUCUGGCUUCCUCCUCCUCAGCCCGUCCCUAUCACUCUGUGGCAGGAAAAGCACCCUGCUUUUGGGCUGAUGCCCUGCGCUUCUCAGCCUGGGAGGGACAGUCACUGGGAGCAGCGGGCAGCGCUGGUGGGAGAAGCAUCCUUCCAUCUCACCAUCGUUGCCCUGAACCUUGUCUGCAGCGUGAAGCGAUACUCGUGCAAGGUGCUGAUAGGAGCAAGCCCUGCACCCUCCAGCUCUCAGGGAGGCUGAGGCUGGGAGUUUUACCCUUGGGAAUAGCCAGGGGGUCCUUCACGCUGCCCUGAGGGGAUCCCACCCACCCUGGGCAGUGACAGACCAAGGAACCAGGGUAUUUUCCCUCAUAGAUGGGGUAAAUGGUGUCACCUUAAAGAGACAAACUUUUGCCUUAAAGCAGAAAGCUCAGGGAGUUGCUGCUUCGGGGUGUUGCUGUUUGAGUCCCCUUCAUCUGUCAGAGCCAUGCAGAUUUCCAUCUCUCCCUGGAAAUUCAGCAGCACCCCUUUGCCUCUUGGGUGCCUUUGGGUAGCCUAACAACAGCAUGGAGGGACACAUCACCAUGGGCUCUGUGCUUUAAGCCGGUUGUGGUGGAACACAGCACCACGGCACACAGCGAUGCCCAGCUCUUGCACCCAGGGAGCAGGACCUUGCUUUUUAGUGAGGACAAGAAGUUGCACUGUGAGUAUUGCCUGUGCAAAUGAGAGACCUUCUCCCACUCCUGGCUUGGGCACAGACCAGUUUCAGUCCCCCUCUCUUUCUCCAUUAAACUGUCCAGACAUCUUGUCUUUUCCAGGCUGCCCUCAAUGCGGGCACACCCCUGUUCGUAGAGGCUACAAGCAUACAGCAGCAGGACCCUGUGUAGGCUGCAGGAGAAGCCAGGUGUUGCUGCCAUUUGUAUUUGCUUUGGCCCCACUGAUAACUGCUCAUCCUGCUCAGCCUGGGAAGUCGUUUAGUGCAGACAAAAGGCAUUUGCAGAAAAACAAGUGCUGGAGAGCUCUGGAAAUUGCAUUUUAACAGGACCCAAUUUACACUCCAUGGUAAUAACUGGCAGCUGGUGGUUUCCAGCAGGGAGCUGAAUAGCCCUGGCAUCGCAAAUGAUAGCUGGGUUAUAUAUGUGUUUUUCAGUACUCCCUUUGGGAGUAAGACACAUGCCAGUUUGGCCCACCACCUGCCACCACCUAGCCCACCACAGGGGGAUUCUGACUUCUUCGGAUGGCUACUUACAGUCUGGUAUGGUCACAUCAAACCAGACACAGCUACUUGUGCCCUGAAGGCCUUGAACAUCCCAAGUACUGCAGGACAGCCCAGGGCACCUUCACCCAACCUGCCUUUCCAGAGAGGGAGGGGAUGCAGCUUGCAGGGAGCUGUAGUCUCCAGGACACCUCUUGCCCAGUGGAAGAGCAGUGCCAUCCCUCUCCAUUUUGGCUGAGUGGGAUAUGUGCCUGACAUCUAGACCCUGGGUUGGGUAUAAGGUGCAUGCUUUGCCAUCAAGCAUCCUCCGUCAAAAGGAGAGCUCCAGAGACCGACAGCAGGUUAACAGGGCUCACCAUGUCCCUCUGUGGUGUUGCUGCAGGGGAUGGGGGGCUCAGUCCCCCUGAUAACUGCGUCUGGCACUUGUUACACCCUGCAUUGCCUAGAUCUGGUCUGGCGCCUUCUCCAACUUGCUCUCCCCAGCCUUGGCACAGCCUGAGGGGCUGGGGUUGCUGCCUGGAUGGUGGUGGUGGUGGAGUGGGAAGACAAGUGCGCUUCAGGGUAUGUAUUGGCUCCAUCAGGGACCUAGUGUGGGUCACAUCCUGGCUUCAUCAGAGGAAAAAGAGGGCUCACAACAGCCCCAUGGGUGGCUGAGAGGAUGGAACAGAGCUUGUUCAUGUUCUUGAAAAGGAGAGGGGAAAGAUGAGCUCCACGCUGUGUUGCCCUUUGUUUUACUGGUGUCAGGCAGUGGGCUCUAACCUGCAGCUGCUCAGGUGCUAAAGUGAUGGAGACUAAAGAAAAAAACCCUUAGAUCACAUUUCUCUGCUGGACCUGUACUAGUAAGAUGUGCUGAUCCAGCUCCAGAUCCUCAGCACAUCUGUGCGCGGAGAAGCCGAGCAUCCCACUGGGCCUGUACAGGUGAUCCCUCAGAGAAGCUGCAGAGGCAGGUAGCACUUGGGUCCCAGCACACAAGCACUGCCUUUCCCGCUGGUGCCUUUCAUGGUGAGGAUUUUCCAGCACGGGGCAGAAAGCAAGGGAAGGGGAGAUGGAGAAAUGCUGCCUUCGCUGGCAGCUGUUGCAAAAGUAGAGCUAGGUGAGUAGAGGUUUUUGUAGAGAUCUGUGAAGGUCUGUGGUAAAUCCAGGUUUUGCAUGCAUUUGGUAUGGCCUAUAAACCAUUUGUCCCUGUGGAAGGAGGCAAAAUUUUGUGCUUCCAGUAACUGUUGUCCUUAGGGGGAAUUUGGCUAUGAAUGCUUGGCUUCCAGUAGGACUUUUUACCCCCCAGAGUGGCCUAAACUCAGCAUAAUACAGGGGCAGCUGUACAGCUCUCCCAGAGUGCCGGUACCUCCAGCAGUGCCGGUGCCCAAAGCUCACAGUGCUGGGUGUGCUUUAUGCUGUAACGGCUGGGUCCUCGCCUGAAGUACUGAGCCAAGCGAAGGGUGCCUGGCUGCUCUACCGCCCUGCACAUGCAUACGUCCUGUCUACAAGCCAAGUCUGUAGGAAGAGAAAAGACCCGCUGCUGCUGCUAGCCAACGGAGGUCCACUUUGGCUGAGGGAGCAGGGCUCUGGUUCUGCCAUCUAGGCAGUGAAGUGGAUUUUAGUUGCAUAAAACCCAGCUGCUAUAAUGGAGAGUUACUUCUAGACGCUCAAAACUUUCAUAACUAUGGGAUGUCUCAGAUAAUCAGCAAAGGCAGGCCCAGGUAGGAGCUGGAAUAUACCAGAUGUCAGCAGUCCUGCUCGGCCACUGUGAGUGAUCCAUGACUCCUUUGCUCUUGGCAUCACAGCUGCUCAGGGCACGGGCUGAGCCCAAACCAGAUAAGAGAGAGCGCAGCCCCACUUCCCUGUCUGCGUCACGGCCUCUGCGGGCAGGCACCACCCCGUUUUCUUUUGGAGACUGUGGUACAUAAUGCGGCACUGAGAUGAAGCUGUCUCCAGCUGUUGCUUGCCCUGUGUAGGUCCAGUGGUAAGGUGUUUAUCUUAGCAGCUUGUAAAGGGACCAGAGCUGAAAACUGACGUGUGGGUGCGUUGCAGCUGCCAGCAAUGCAGCAGGGACGAGACAGGACUCGAAAGCCCCUUUUGGAGUCAGCAGCAUCUCUGUCCAUCCCCCACCUUUGCCUUCACCCACUGCCCACACUCCAACCCUGAACAUCCUCCAAGGGGGGAGCAUUUGGUAUAUCUUGUCUCACUGGGCCUUGUUCUCGAGAACCAGCUAUGGGUACCAAUAAAUGGAGCAACAGCCAGGAGAGCCUGUAGCAGCAUGGUCAGCUCAGACAGUGCCUACAUUGUGAUGAGAGGAGAAAAUUGAUUUAGUACUCUUUGAAAUGCCACAGGAAUUGAGACGGGGCAGUAUUUAGGUCUUCAGUAUAGGCCGCAGCAUACACCACACAGAAGCAAAGCAGCAAGGGACUUGUGAGUGCUGGAGGUUUCCCUGGGAACAUUCAGAUGCCAGUGGGGGAAGGUACAUGCUGGGAGCAAAGGAGCUUUCCUGUGCAUUUUUUUUUUUUUUUUUUUUUGCCUGGAGACCCUGCAAGGUAACAUCCUGGGACAAGAAGACUCUCAGAAUUUUCUGAAGGUGACCCUUUCCUCUCAUCGAACCUUCAUGUUUGUCCUUCUCCACUGCCCAUCCCCAGUUUCUCAGUGCAUUGAUGUAACUGGUGGCAUCAAUGACAGGUAAAGUCGCUUAGUGUCAGUACUUUCAAAUACAUGAGCUUGGCCUGUUUUCCCAGUUCUUGGGAUCUUCUAGAUUUACCAUCUCACCCCAGAGGGCUCCACAGCAUGCAUUCAUCUCUCAGGACAUUCCCCAAAAGCUGUGGGUGCUACAGAUACAUGGCUCUUCUUUGUAGUUUUGGUCACAGCCCUUGCCAUACUGCAUGGAGUCAAUCUCUGAUCUCUAGAUGGGAUGGAAAAUUUGGUGCCAGCAUGGUUUUGCUUGGGCCGUUUUUUCCCAGCCAGAACCAUCCUGCCUGUAUCACAAUGCACGUAGUGGGCCAGAAGUGAGUGUCAGAGAGUUCUUCACACACUCUUCCUCACUCCAUCCCUCUGCUCUGUACUUAUCCUCACCAAGUGUUUCAUUUCCAGCCUGGAGAGAUCAGCAGCAGACUUCAUCCCUGGAUCCCAUAGAAGGGGAUCACACCAAAAUCCUGUCCUCAGCUUGCAAGGGGCAGGGAGAAUCAGCUCAGGCCCAACGGUGAGCCACUUCAGUGGGAUCCAGUGCCAGUGGGACUGUGCCACCCUCAUGUUUCCAGGUCACCAAGGCCAGUAGAAAGUACACUUUGACCUGACAGAAGCAUUUAGAAACACCCAUCCAAAAGGAGCUACCCACAGACUCUGCAUUUGGGGAUACUGUGGAGGAGGGUGGGUCUUCUGGUGUCUCUUGUUUCUUUUCCCAUUGAUAUCCUGGGUGGGGACCCUGGGACACAGCCCCAUUCUCCACCUACCUCCCUCAUUGCCACCACAUCUUGUCCCACCACAUCUCGUAGGGUGCUGUCACUGUCAUCAAGCAGAGCUGGGACCCUCUCACCACCACAAUACCUAGCUGUCCACAAUGUUAAAAGCACAAACACAAAGGGACUGAACUGAUCCUUUUAAACCGGGUGAGAUGUUUUAUAAGCGCUGCCUCAUCUGUCCCCCUGCCCCAACCCUGACGCACCCGUCGUGUAACCUAUAGACUCAACGUGGAUUGUUUCAUUCAAAUAAAGCUGCAGUACUCGAG
This is a messenger RNA of Tyto alba (common barn owl), 12670 nucleotides long. RefSeq names its product MAM domain containing glycosylphosphatidylinositol anchor 1 (gene MDGA1). The transcript is spliced from 17 exons. The coding region runs from base 155 to 3064 and encodes 969 amino acids. Gene Ontology annotation, cellular component: plasma membrane. Lineage: Eukaryota; Metazoa; Chordata; Aves; Strigiformes; Tytonidae. Gene Ontology annotation, biological process: homophilic cell-cell adhesion. The record is from RefSeq and is a predicted model, not a curated record. Gene Ontology annotation, molecular function: protein binding.